Messenger RNA from Akanthomyces muscarius, 441 nucleotides. RefSeq lists its product as uncharacterized. The coding region runs from base 1 to 441 and encodes 146 amino acids. The record is from RefSeq and is a predicted model, not a curated record. Lineage: Eukaryota; Fungi; Ascomycota; Sordariomycetes; Hypocreales; Cordycipitaceae. The transcript has a single exon.
AUGCAAAUUCCAACACACGCACUCAUUGCCAUUACGGAGGCCUUUAUCGGCAACAUCUCCUCGCGCAGCUGGGACAACCUCCCUGGCUUCUUCGCCCCUGAUGCAACAUGGUGGAUCAGCGGCAACGCGGCUCUGCUCCCCCCGGGUUUCCCUUGCGGCGACGGCCUUGCCAAGGACCGCCUGCCUAACCUGCCCGGAUUGAUGGAUCAGUUUACGCACUACGAGUACAAGAUUGUCAACAUUGUCGGCCAGGACAACAGGGUCAUGGUCGAGGGGCAGGCCAUCGGCGACGGCCCUGGCGAUCUUCACUACGUCAACAACAUCACAUCGUCUUAUGAGUUUGAGCGACCGGGCAAGAUUGUCAAGGUGCGCGAGUACCCGGAUUCCACUGAGAUUCUGUGGGUGAUGCAGCAGCUCCAGAACCAGAGCAAGUCAACUUGA